GGCGUGGAGGCGCGGCCUGCCUCCCUCCACAGCCCGCAGCGCGCCCGCUCGGCCGACCCGUGGGGAACUUGGGGCCCGGCGAGCUCGCUGCGCACGCUUCCUGGGAGUUACUGAUUGUCUUUGAAGAAUCAUGAAGUCACUCUCUGUUGUUAUGCUUACUCUCCCCAUUCUGGUGUUCCUGACAUGGGUCCCUAUGUCACUGAGUUGUAACAAAGCACUCUGUGCCAGUGAUGUGAGCAAAUGCCUCAUUCAGGAGCUCUGCCAGUGCCGCCCUGGAGAAGGAAACUGCUCCUGCUGUAAGGAGUGCAUGCUGUGUCUUGGGACCCUCUGGGAUGAGUGCUGUGACUGUGUUGGUAUGUGUAACCCUCGAAACUAUAGCGACACGCCACCAACUUCGAAGAGCACAGUGGAGGAGCUUCACGAGCCCAUCCCUUCCCUCUUCCGAGCGCUCACAGAAGGAGACACCCAGCUGAACUGGAACAUCGUCUCCUUCCCUGUUGCAGAAGAGCUCUCACAUCACGAGAACCUGGUUUCAUUUUUAGAAACCGUGAACCAACCCCACCACCAAAAUGUGUCUGUUCCCAGUAACAACGUUCACGCUCCAUAUUCUAGUGACAAAGAACACAUGUGUACCGUGGUUUACUUUGAUGACUGCAUGUCCAUACAUCAGUGUAAAAUAUCCUGUGAGUCCAUGGGCGCUUCCAAGUAUCGCUGGUUCCACAAUGCCUGCUGCGAGUGCAUCGGCCCAGAGUGCAUCGACUAUGGUAGCAAAACUGUCAAAUGUAUGAACUGCAUGUUUUAAGGAAGGAGAAGUUGUACAGACAGAAGCAGUUUCGUCAGAGGUGUGAUAUGGAAAGCUAUUCAGUGAUGUCUCCUGGUUGCAUCCAAAUGCAGCAGAUUGAGAAAAUGUAAAGAGUUUGGACCGAGUUACUUUUAAAGUCUGACAAAUCGAGGGUUGUUCUGACUUCCAAUUCUAACUGCUCUUCCUGCCUGCUGCUGGCAGGAGCCCUUUCUUCAAAACACCUACAGCCUUGGUCAUCUGAGGAGCAAGUGCACAGAGAAUGCCUGCCGAAAGGAGAAGCUUCUAACACAAAGCCUCUUGUCGUUUUCUGCCACAUUCCAGAAGCCUCUUGUGUCAAAGGUUUAGAGCAUGUUAAUGAGUUAUGAUUUCUUCAUUGUACUACUCCUAGGACGCUGAAUUUUUAGAGUUGUUUGCCGUUUUCCACUGUGCCUGGUAUUAUUUACCCAUUCUGUGCGUAGAGUAGAUAGUCAUAUAGAUCAUUCUGAGAUCUCACCGAAAGAUCACCAUAAAAGUUUAAUUUGAAACCCCUUUACAUUGGUUUUUGAAGGUAAACGCUUACUGUAUUUUACAAUGUAGAACUCUCUGGUUCUGACUCAGUUCUGCACUCCACAUAUGACAAAGCUGUAGGGAGAGUCUCUCCUCCUCUAACCCAGGCCCAGAGUGCUGGUGUGGGUCAUAAGGAGCAUCUUUACAAGAAUUGCCUGGCACACCUGAGGCUUUGUGAAGAGGACGGCUUGGUAAGCAAGAAGGGAGAGCUUUUCUGACUUAAGGUACCAGUGUAAAGAGCUCCAGGAAUGGGAAACCACUGCCACCUGGACUCCAGGGACACAGCGCCCCUUGUAUGGAGAUGGCAGCCCUGUGCUUGCUGGACGGGGAAAUGAGCCCGCUCAGGCUUAGUGCCGCGUCCUCCAGUGGACGGGUGGUCGGAGGGGACAGAGCAGAGAAUCCAGGUAUGAAGGAGGAGGGUUGAAAAUGCCUGGAUUCUAAUAGAAACAAACUUAAAACUAUUUACAUUCAUUAUUUUGUUAUUUUGUAACCUUUCCUUUAGGUUUGUAUCUGAAUCAAGUGUUCUCCCUAAACAUAGGCAAUCACACACUAGGAGGUUAAGAUUAUGAACUGCUGCCUGCCCCCACCCCAACCCCCAGAUAAUUCUGUUCAAGACGACAUUAACUCUAAAUACACUACAGAACAUUGUGUCAGUGAAGAUAAGCUUAAAUAGUA
This is a messenger RNA of Budorcas taxicolor (takin), 2023 nucleotides long. It is a transcript of the gene TWSG1, whose product is annotated as twisted gastrulation BMP signaling modulator 1. The transcript has 5 exons. The coding region runs from base 131 to 802 and encodes 223 amino acids. The record is from RefSeq and is a predicted model, not a curated record. Lineage: Eukaryota; Metazoa; Chordata; Mammalia; Artiodactyla; Bovidae. Gene Ontology annotation, biological process: regulation of BMP signaling pathway.